This is a messenger RNA of Cannabis sativa, 1294 nucleotides long. RefSeq lists its product as uncharacterized. The transcript has 2 exons. The record is from RefSeq and is a predicted model, not a curated record. Lineage: Eukaryota; Viridiplantae; Streptophyta; Magnoliopsida; Rosales; Cannabaceae. Bases 312 to 1100 code for a protein of 262 amino acids.
UUUGUUUUGGUCAGUUUCCUCAAAAUUCAUUUUAAGCAUUAAACGGAGCAAUCCAAGAGUCCUGGUAUCACCGACCCCCAUGAUUUCCCAUAAUAUAAUUCAGCAUCUUCAAAUAAAAACAAAAACAAAAAAUAAAACAAAAACAUUUAUCUUGCUUCCUCAGACCACUCCAAAAUCCACCAUAUUUCUCUCUCUCCUUCCCAACAAACCUUUUCAUUGCUUUAUAACUUAAUACCUCUUUAGUCUCUACUGCUUUCUCUUCUUCCUCUCUCUAAAAAAAAACCUAUUUUUGAAAUACAAGGAAUCAAUCAAUGAGUAAAACUAAGUCAUCGUCGAAGAAGGGUAGUAAUCUGCUCAUGUGUUUUAGACCGGGGGAGGUUGACUCGGAUCGGUCGGGUCGGGUUGAACCGGUUGUGGCGUACAUCGCUAUGAGAAAGAAGGGAAGUAGUCACGUUGUUUUGCCGGCGGCCGAUGAGAAAGAAGCCGGUGAAAAUGGCAGGGGAAUGAAGAAAGUUGGUAGCCGUAGAUUUUCCAGUGCUUGGAAAGCUGUUAAUUUGUUCGAAGUAUCCACGGCUAAUAAGAAGAGCAAUAAAGGGAAAUUAGAUAAAAAGGCAUCUUCAAAGUUAAUAAGUGAAAGUGCAAGAUUUAAUUAUCGAGUAUCGACUAAUAAUGAUGGUUUUGAUUUUGGACAAAGAAUUUUAUCUAGAAGUGCAUCGGCUUUGGCUACAUCUUCAUCUGCUUUAACCAUUGCUAAUAGUAUUAGUAAUAAUACUUGUAAUACUAAUCCUACACUUUGUUCUUCAUGUUCAUCAUCUUUGAUCACCCAAACGACGCCGUUUGAUGAGUCAAAGUCAAAGAAAUUGGUCAAUGAUGAUGAUGAUGAAUACGGCAAAGGUUACAAAAGUAGUGAUUGUGGUUUGGUUUUGAUGCUUCUAAUUCUAUUCGUGCUGGUCUUUUGGGGUAGAAUUUGUGCUAUUUUAUUUACUUCCACAUGGCUUUUCUUAAUUCCACGUUGGAUGCAAAUGAAGAAAUCAUUCACAUCAUCGCCGUCAAAAUCCUCGGAAUGUAAGGGUAAGAUUGUAAAGGAAGAAAUUUCUUAGGGCGAAGGAUAUCUUGCCAAAGAGGCUAAAGAGCUUUCAAUGUGUGUGUAGAUAAAAUAAUUUUAGCUUAUAGAGUUUCGAUUGGUGGUAUUCAUAGUACAUUACAUGUGUGUGUUUUAUUUUUAUUAUUUUUAAAAGUGAAGAGAUAAUAUUGGCUUUGAGAAAUUUAUCCAAGUAUAUUUUUGAUGGCGUAA